AUGACCUUUCUCCCCAAGGUUCGGGGAGUAUUGCUCCCACGAGCCGUUGACGACUUGGCAUUGACUAGUGCCAGCGGCAUCUUCUGUGUGCAUCCAAUUUCCUCUGAUAUUUCCGAAGGUUGGCAGAGUAUCACUUUCAAGAGACUUGCUGGUGCUGUUAAUGGACUAGCAUGGUGGAUUGAAAAGAACAUUGGACAAAGCAAGAGCUUUGAAGCAUUCUUCCCAUCUCCACGGAAUACGAAAGAGGCAACAUGGGGCUUGCUUAAUGAUACGGCUUGCUCCAAGCUCAUUUUCAGCCCUGAGCGCAGAAAAGAAGCUACUGAUAUCGUGGCAGGGAGAGCUGGCAUGAAGAUGUGGGAAAUUCAACCCUUGUGGGAGCUGUUGCAUAGCGAAGCCACACGGUUUCCAUUUGAGAAGGAGUUUGAGGAUGCCGAGCACGACACAGCUAUGAUUAUCCAUAGCUCAGGCACAACAGGCACGCCAAAGCAAGUACCUCUAACCAACGGGUAUGUUUCGGUUCUCAACAAUAUUGCGAACCUACCCACUCCCCCGGGUAGAACCAAUAUAAUGCCUGGUUCAGUCGGAGGUGGAGGUUCAAUUCUCUCUAUGAGCCCAUUCUAUCAUAUGAUGGGACUGUACAUGUUCACUGAAUCGAUCUUCCACGCGACGCCAUUUAUUCAGUUCCCGGACAGACCGAUGACUACCGAUUUGUUCUGCCAAGUUGUCAAAGCCACUCGGCCAGUUAACGCAAUGCUUCCUCCAUCGAUCAUCGAGGAACUCAGCUCAUCUGAAGCAGGCCUCAAGUCGUUGCAGCAACUUCGAACUGUUAUCUUCAGUGGAGCCCCGCUAUCGUCAACUGUCGGGAGUAGACUAGCGAGCAAAAUCCAGCUUCGUUCUUUCCUUGGCUCUAGUGAGGCCGGUGUGAUCCCGGCCCUUGUACCAACCGAAGAUCGAGAAUGGGAGUAUUUUGAAUGGAACCCAGCCUAUGGUGCUCAGAUGAUACCGGUUGCGAUAGGGCUAUACGAACUCAUGAUCUGUCGGCCAGGAGAUGGCAACCGUGACCUCCAUGGAAUUUUUCACGUGUUCCCUGAUCGUUACAACUACAAUACCAACGAUGUCUUCAGCCCACACCCCACCAAGCCUGGCCUCUGGAGGUUCCAGGGACGCCUCGAUGAUGUUCUUGUGCUCAGUAAUGGCGAGAAGUUCAAUCCAACUUUGAUGGAGAAGACUAUCGAGGGCCACGAAUUUGUUUCGAGGGCGAUCGUUGUUGGCCACGGGAGAUUCCAAGCCGCGCUGCUUGUCGAACCACGAUGGGACCAGCUAGGAGAAACCCUGGAAAGUUCUAUUAUCGAUAAAAUAUGGCCAGUUGUGGAAAAGGCUAACCGUCUCGCUCCGGGCCAUGGGAAGAUAUUUCGGUCGAAAGUCGGCCUGGCUUCCAAAGCCAAACAAUUCAAGACGUCACCCAAGGGCUCAAUCUCACGUCGAAAAAUUAUCGCCGAUUAUGCCCAAGAGAUUGACGAGCUUUACGCGCGUCCAGAUAUGGAGAUCGUUGGAGCAUUGCCCAGCAAUGCUUCUCUCAUGGACUUCUCGGACUACAUUCGACAGGUUCUGUCUUCUCUUCUCCAUCGAGACGACAUUUCGGACACGGUCGAUCUCUCGUUACAAGGGCUGGAUUCCCUCCAGUCUCUUCGUCUCGUAAAGAUUUUGCAAGGCGCACUACGUUCACACAACCCAGCUAGCCAUUUCGAAGCGAUUACUAGUCAGCGGCUGUAUUCGUAUCACAAUGUUGUCGAGCUUUCGAACUUUAUGUAUUCAUUGGCAACCGGCAGCGACGUAGGCGCCGAAACUGGCCCAGUCCUUGACCAGGCACGGUCAAAUAAGUUCUCUGCCUCUGUCAAAAGGUUCACAGCGAGCUUUCCCGAAACCCUAUCUCAAAACAUGAAUGGAACCACGACUAAAGGCCCUUACGAAGGGCAAACAGUGCUUUUGACAGGCUCCACGGGCUGGUUAGGCACAUACCUACUGAGCGGGCUUCUAGGAGAUCCUGAAAUACACCAAAUUAUCUGCUUGAACAGGUCAGAAGACGCAUUGUUAAAACAACGCAAAAGUUUCGAAGAAAAAGGCCUCUACAUUACGCCGUCUGCCUGGUCAAAAGUCAGAUUUCUUCGGUUCCAGUUAGGCUAUGAGCAUCUCGGCCUUGCUACGGCAUUGUACGACGAGCUAAAGCAGUCGGUUGAUACUAUAUUCCACUGUGCAUGGAAUGUGAACUUCAACCGGAGUCUAGCAGACUUUGAAGAGGUUGAGAUCAAGGGACUUUCUCAGCUUCUUGCUCUUGGUAUAGAAUGUCGACAUCAAACCAAUUUCCAUUUUAUCUCAUCAAUAUCAACCGUUGGAAGAUGGGGCGCGAAGUAUGAUCUAGACGUCGCGGUACCGGAAACUAUUGUUGAAGAUGCUGCUUUAGUUCCAUACCAAGGAUACGCAGAGGCGAAACAUGUCGCCGAGCGGGUCUGCGCCGCAGCAUCGUCACGUUCGGGCCUCCAUGUCACCAUUUACAGGGUUGGGCAACUUGGAGGUCCCACCACAGAGAAAGGUGUAUGGAAUAAGGAGGAGUGGCUACCAUCACUCAUCGCAACGGCGAAAACGAUCGGACAGAUCCCGCGAACCCUUGGACAGGUGCCAAUCAAUUGGAUCCCAGUGGAUACACUCACGAAAAUUGUUCUUGAAAUCGCCGAUUCGCGCAAGGCGGACCAAUCCCAAACAGGUGCAGCAUUGUUUAAUCUUGUCAACCCUACAGUGAUACCCUGGGAAUCGCUCGUCCCGACAAUUCAAAAGCGAUUCCAAGUGGAUACAGUCGACGACAACACUUGGCUCGCAAGCCUUGACGCCAUUGAAGACCUAUCCGAAUCAGAUAUUGAGAAUAAGCCAGCAUUGAAGAUACUAGAUGUCUAUAGACGUCUGUUUGCUACAAAUACAUACCCCAAAUUUGGCAUUCGGACAGACAAGGGUCAGGAAGCUAGCAGUUCCAUGCGCCACCUCGGGCCUGUGAACGAACAUUUGAUGAAUCUCUGGUUGGAUCAAUGGGGACUUUGA
Molecule: messenger RNA, 3090 nt
Organism: Penicillium canescens
Lineage: Eukaryota; Fungi; Ascomycota; Eurotiomycetes; Eurotiales; Aspergillaceae
Exons: 4
Coding region: 1-3090 (1029 amino acids)
Source: RefSeq, a predicted model, not a curated record